AUGAAGUGCGCAGGUUGUCUGAAGGUUACUAAGAAUGCAAGUGUCAUUACAUGUACAUCGCCAAAAUGCGAAAAAACAUAUUGCUCGUACUGUAUUAAUUUAACAUCAGUUACAGGGGAGGGGAAAAAGUGCUGGAAGUGCCCCGAGUGUAGUGCCUCCAAGAAAAAAGGCGGCGAUAACACCCAAACGCCAAUACGCCCUAACCCAGAUUCGCAAAACGUUACGAUGCGCAAAAAGGAUGUCUCCGACUGUCAGACUUCUGAGGCAGAAAUAAGAGAAUUAACAGCGGUAAUCGCUCGCUUAACUAGCGAAUUUUCGACACUAAAAACAAAGUUGGAAGAAGUGACGCACUCUUUAUGCCAUUGCGAUGAAAGAAUGGACGAGUUAGUCCGGGGCAUGUCAGCCAAUGAAAAUCGCUUGACAAAACUAGAAAAACGCGAUCAGGAAAUUAUAAACUUGCAUGCAUCUGUGGCCCAUCUACAAAAUGAGCUGAAUAUACAAGCACAACAGGGGCUCCGCAACGAAAUAGAGAUCGUCGGUAUACCAGAAGGUAAUAAUGAAAAUCUAGAACAUAUUGUUAAGGUGGCCGCACAAAAAGUUGGAGCACAGUUGGAAGACGUCGACGUGGACUGGAUUACCUGCGUUGGACCUCGGCGCCUGGCUGUACCACCUAAUGUUCCAGAUGGUGGCAGUAGAAUGCCUCGACCCAUCGUAGUCCGUUUGCUCCGGCGAUCCAAGCGCGACCAGCUACUAAAAGCCUUCAAAUCAAGAAAGACCCUCACCAGCGCAGACCUGGGAAUAAUUGGCUCGCCGAUUAAAAUUUUUUGUAACGAACGACUUACGAAAGAAAAUAGACUUUUAUUUCGUGAAGCCAGAGCGAGAGCCAAAACCCAUGAUUAUGCAUUCUGCUGGUGCAACCAGGGUGCAAUAUAUAUUAGAAAACGAGAAGGGAAAACUGCAACACUUAUUAGAAGUAAACACGAUCUGGACCGUCAUCUGCCAACUAAAGAGGAUAUCUAA
Messenger RNA from Parnassius mnemosyne (clouded apollo), 1020 nucleotides. Lineage: Eukaryota; Metazoa; Arthropoda; Insecta; Lepidoptera; Papilionidae. The record is from the annotation of a GenBank genome assembly.